GCGCGCGCGGGGCCCUCUGGGAAACGGGAUGCGUGCGCAUCCUCCCGGCAGUGGCGGCCGAGAUGGAGGAAGGAGGUCGCGACAAGGCGCCCGUGCAGCCCCAGCAACCCCCAGCGACGGCCCCUGGCGGCGCGGACGACAAGCCGAGCGGCAAGGAGCGACGCGAUGCUGGCGACAAGGAUAAAGAGCAAGAGCUGUCUGAGGAGGACAAACAACUGCAGGAUGAACUGGAGAUGCUCGUGGAACGCCUGGGGGAGAAGGACACAUCCCUGUACAGACCAGCACUGGAGGAACUGCGAAGACAGAUUCGAUCUUCUACAACGUCCAUGACCUCAGUCCCCAAGCCGCUUAAGUUUCUGCGUCCACACUAUGGCAAACUCAAGGAAAUCUAUGACAACAUGGCUCCGGGGGAGAAUAAGCGUUUCGCAGCUGACAUCAUUUCCGUUCUGGCCAUGACCAUGAGUGGGGAGCGUGAGUGUCUCAAGUAUCGGCUCUUGGGCUCCCAGGAGGAAUUGGCGUCAUGGGGUCAUGAGUAUGUCAGGCAUUUGGCAGGUGAAGUGGCUAAGGAAUGGCAAGAGCUGGAUGAUGCAGAGAAGACGCAGCGGGAGCCAUUGCUGACCCUCGUGAAGGAAAUUGUUCCCUAUAACAUGGCCCACAAUGCAGAGCAUGAGGCCUGUGACUUGCUUAUGGAAAUUGAGCAAGUGGACAUGCUGGAGAAGGACAUCGAUGAGAACGCAUAUGCGAAGGUCUGCCUCUAUCUCACCAGUUGUGUCAAUUACGUGCCAGAGCCAGAGAACUCUGCCUUACUUCGAUGUGCCCUGGGUGUGUUCCGAAAGUUCAGUCGCUUCCCUGAGGCUCUGAGGUUGGCUCUGAUGCUCAACGACAUGGAGCUGGUUGAAGACAUCUUCACCUCCUGCAAGGAUGUGGUAGUACAGAAGCAGAUGGCGUUCAUGCUUGGCCGCCAUGGCGUGUUUCUUGAGCUGAGUGAAGAUGUGGAAGAGUAUGAGGAUUUGACAGAGAUCAUGUCCAAUGUGCAGCUCAACAGUAAUUUCUUGGCCUUAGCUCGGGAGCUGGACAUCAUGGAGCCUAAGGUGCCCGAUGACAUCUACAAAACCCACCUAGAGAACAACAGGUUUGGGGGCAGUGGCUCACAGGUGGAUUCUGCCCGCAUGAACCUGGCCUCUUCCUUCGUGAAUGGCUUUGUGAAUGCAGCCUUUGGCCAGGACAAGCUACUGACAGAUGACGGCAACAAGUGGCUGUACAAGAACAAGGACCAUGGAAUGUUGAGUGCAGCUGCAUCCCUUGGCAUGAUUCUUCUAUGGGAUGUGGAUGGGGGCCUCACCCAGAUUGACAAGUACCUCUAUUCCUCCGAGGACUACAUCAAGUCAGGAGCCCUGUUGGCCUGUGGCAUCGUGAACUCUGGGGUGCGGAAUGAGUGUGACCCUGCCUUGGCGCUCCUCUCAGACUAUGUUCUCCACAACAGCAACACCAUGAGACUUGGCUCCAUCUUUGGGCUCGGCUUGGCAUAUGCUGGCUCCAAUCGUGAUGAUGUUCUGACAUUGCUGUUGCCUGUGAUGGGUGAUUCCAAGUCCAGUAUGGAGGUGGCAGGAGUGACAGCCCUUGCCUGCGGAAUGAUAGCAGUGGGGUCUUGCAAUGGAGACGUCACUUCCACCAUCCUUCAGACCAUAAUGGAGAAGUCAGAGUCUGAGCUCAAGGACACGUAUGCCCGAUGGCUUCCUCUGGGACUGGGCCUCAACCACUUAGGCAAGGGUGAGGCCAUCGAGGCAAUCCUGGCUGCCUUGGAAGUUGUGUCAGAGCCAUUUCGCAGUUUCGCCAACACACUGGUGGAUGUGUGUGCCUAUGCAGGCUCUGGGAAUGUCCUGAAAGUGCAGCAGCUGCUUCACAUCUGCAGUGAACACUUUGAUUCCAAGGAGAAGGAGGAAGACAAGGACAAGAAGGAAAAGAAGGAUAAGGACAAGAAGGAAGCACCUGCCGACAUGGGGGCGCAUCAGGGGGUAGCUGUGCUGGGCAUCGCUUUAAUUGCCAUGGGGGAAGAAAUUGGUGCAGAGAUGGCACUGCGGACCUUUGGCCACCUACUCAGGUACGGGGAGCCUACACUCCGGCGAGCUGUGCCUUUAGCAUUGGCCCUGAUCUCGGUUUCAAAUCCUCGACUCAACAUCCUGGAUACCCUAAGCAAAUUCUCCCAUGAUGCUGACCCAGAAGUUUCCUAUAACUCCAUCUUUGCUAUGGGCAUGGUGGGCAGUGGUACCAACAAUGCUCGUCUUGCUGCGAUGCUGCGCCAAUUGGCUCAGUAUCAUGCCAAGGACCCCAACAACCUUUUCAUGGUGCGCUUGGCACAGGGCCUGACACAUUUGGGGAAGGGCACCCUCACCCUCUGCCCCUACCACAGUGACCGGCAGCUCAUGAGUCAGGUAGCUGUGGCCGGGCUGCUCACUGUGCUUGUCUCUUUCCUGGAUGUCCGCAACAUCAUCCUGGGCAAAUCACACUAUGUCUUGUAUGGGCUGGUGGCUGCCAUGCAGCCCCGCAUGCUGGUGACCUUCGAUGAGGAGCUGCGGCCAUUACCAGUGUCUGUCCGUGUGGGCCAGGCGGUGGACGUGGUGGGCCAGGCAGGCAAACCCAAGACCAUCACAGGGUUCCAGACACACACGACCCCAGUACUGUUAGCUCAUGGGGAACGGGCAGAAUUGGCUACUGAGGAGUUUCUUCCUGUCACCCCCAUUCUGGAGGGCUUUGUUAUCCUUCGGAAGAACCCCAACUAUGACCUCUAAGUGGCCACCAGGGCUCUAAGCUGCCGCUGCUGUGUCAAGGGCCGUGCACUGAGCUGACGGUGUGACACGGCUCCAGACCUUUGGGGGAAAUGGUGAUCUCUAAUUCUUUUGUUACUGAGUGAGUAAGACUGUUGAAUAAAAACCUUUAUCCCUGA
Messenger RNA from Suncus etruscus (white-toothed pygmy shrew), 2944 nucleotides. RefSeq names its product proteasome 26S subunit ubiquitin receptor, non-ATPase 2 (gene PSMD2). NCBI's taxonomy places the organism in Eukaryota, Metazoa, Chordata, Mammalia, Eulipotyphla, Soricidae. The coding region runs from base 63 to 2789 and encodes 908 amino acids. Gene Ontology annotation, molecular function: enzyme regulator activity. The record is from RefSeq and is a predicted model, not a curated record. Gene Ontology annotation, biological process: regulation of protein catabolic process; proteasome-mediated ubiquitin-dependent protein catabolic process. The transcript is spliced from 21 exons. Gene Ontology annotation, cellular component: proteasome regulatory particle, base subcomplex; proteasome storage granule; proteasome complex.